AUGCAGCUCUCUUCCCGGCAUGUUGCUCGUAGCUCCAUGCCGUCAUUUGUGUUGCUAAUCUUGCUGAUGGCCGGCCGUGGCCAAUGCCACGAUGGACGAGAUGACGAGCUGCUUGCCGCAAUCAAGCGGCAGAUGGACAGCGUUCCGGAACCGCCUGUGGACAUCACAGAAAUCCCCAAGGACCUGCGCUGCAAGUACUGCCAUGCCGUGGCCUCCACCUUCACGACAGCAUUGGAGGUGAAGACCAAGUCCUUGCCGCCAUCACGGCAUGGCCUCAAAGAGGAGGAGUACAUCAAGGUGCUGGUGGAGGCGUGUGAGAAGCCUGUGCAGCCAGGGGACCUGGAGUCGCCGCACUUUGAGGCACGCCACCUGAAGUGGCUUUGUGGGGACAUCUUGCAGACUCUGGGCGAAGAGGACGUUUGGGAGCUUUUCCAGAAGCAUGCAGAAGUUCCUGCGGCGCGCCUCUGCUCGAGGAAGCUUCGCCUUUGCCCGAAAGAGAGCCCUCGAAGACGGAAUGCCACGGGCGACCUCUAA
Symbiodinium sp. CCMP2456 is the source of this 534-nucleotide messenger RNA. The record is from the annotation of a GenBank genome assembly. NCBI's taxonomy places the organism in Eukaryota, Dinophyceae, Suessiales, Symbiodiniaceae.